Messenger RNA from Grus americana (Whooping crane), 2136 nucleotides. It is a transcript of the gene FAM178B, whose product is annotated as family with sequence similarity 178 member B. Bases 1 to 2136 code for a protein of 711 amino acids. NCBI's taxonomy places the organism in Eukaryota, Metazoa, Chordata, Aves, Gruiformes, Gruidae. The record is from RefSeq and is a predicted model, not a curated record. The transcript has 14 exons.
AUGGCGCCGGGCCCUGCCAUGGCGCCGCACCCUGAGGGGCUGCGCUGGUACCAGAUCCCCCUCUCCUCCGCCCGCGUGCCCCGCUCGGGGCUCUUCAGCUAUGGCUUCCAGGCUGGCCUGCAGCGCUACCAGCAGCUCCGUGCCCUCAAGCGCCUCCGGGUGGGCCGCCCCGUCGCCCCGCCACCCCCCGGCCUGUUGGAGCCCUGGCCCCCUGUCUCCCCACCCGCCAACAGCCCUACCCGGGCUUCCCACCGCCCAUGGGGCACCGGUGGAGCACAAGCCCCCCGGCACCCCAAGGAGUCUCUUGGCACCAGGAAACGUGUGAGCAGAGGGCGGCAGCUUCCUGGCACCGCUCAGCCCUGUGCCAACCAGCAGGAUGUUGCCAGGCGGGGGUCCCCACCGUGCCGGGCGGCACCGAACAGUUCCGGGCACGUCUCAGCACUGCCAGAGGUGGCUGCGGGGUCCCUGGGGGGUGAAGCCAACCGUGGGCAGCACGCUGUAGCCGGGAUGGUGCCACAGCAGGCAGGCAGGAGCUUUGGGGGGCACCCGCCAGGCACUGCGAGGGGACGGGUGUCCCCCGCAGACAGUGAGGACGAUGACCUGAUCCCGCUGAAGGACAUGCUGCUGGCAGGGGACGAGCCCCCGAGCCCUGCAGACCACCAGCAGGUUGCGUGCCCACAGCUGGAUCCGCUUGCCAACAGCCUGGAUUCACUAGUCCGGGAGAAGAGGGAACAGAGCCAGGCGGGCAUGUUGCAUGCCGGCGUGGCGUGGGUGCACGUGGACGACGCCAGUCCCUGUGAGUCCCCGGAUGAGGACGCCCAGCUGGCCAAGGAGCAGAGGUACCCCUGCCAGCCAUGCCUGGGGUUAGGAGGCUCCACACGGUGCCCACUCCCUGCCCGACGCUGCCCUCCUGCCCGUAGGGAUUUCCUUGCCCGCUUCACCGUGAAACCCAAAUUCAUCCCCGCUGUCCACCCCGGGGAAAACAUCUUCUGUGCCCGCCCGGCGCCAGCACCCACCCUGGACACCCACGGGCUGGAGCCUCAGAGCACCUCGGAGAGGUUCUUCCUCUGUGACUCGCCUGCCUGCCAGGCGGCUUUUGUCCGUGAUGGGGGCCUCAGCCUGCUCUACCGCUGCCUGCCAACCUGCCCGCUGCCCGUCCUGCGCUGGCUCUUCCAGCUAAUGACCCUCUGCCCGGACACGACCAACGCUUCCCAGGCGCUGUGGGAGAUCUGGCUGAGCACCGGCGGCGAGCCCUGGUGCCCCACAGUGCAGGAGAUCACCCAGGCUUUCGCCCGUCUUGGCGCUGACUUGAGCCCCCUGUGCCGCCGGCGCCUGCUGCCCCCCGAGCUGUGCCCCACAGGCGAGAGCCCGGAUCCAUCCUGCCCCCCGAGACAGGCAAGCCCUGAUGCCACCAGCAUGCUGGCCCUGGUCACGCAGCUCGGUGACAUCUGCAAGUUUCUGGCACUGUGCGUGGUCAUCCAGCCGUGCCGCUACACCGACGGCGCCCGCCUGUCACUUGUCACCCUCCUCUCCUUCCUCGGCCUCGACCGGGCACUGCGCUGCCAGCCUCUGCCCGAACUACAGCACCUCCUCCACUGCCUGCUGGAGGGCAUCCGGGACUGGUGGGAGCAGCUGCCUGCUCUCUGCCUGUCCCUCUGCCAGCUUUCUGGGCACCACCACAACCUGGUUGCCCUGGUGCAGCUGCUGCCGGAUCUCACGAGCAGGGGCAGGGAGCUUCGUCGGCGCCUGAGCCUUCAUGCCAUGGCCUCGCUGCUGAGGGAGCCACUGGGCACCGUGCCACCCGCUGGGGUGCACGCAGAGCUGCAGGCGCUGGGCCGGCUGCUGGUGCUGGCACAGCCAGACACCCUACGACGCCUGGUGCUCACCGGGAAGGAGCUGAAGGACGCUGACUGGGAGACUUGCUACCUGAGCUACAGCCUCCUCCUCCUCGCGAGCAACGUGGUGGGCACUGAGCAGCCCUCGGCUGAGCACCGGGGCCAUCUGCAGCAGCUCUGCGCCCAGCUGGACCGGCACUUCGGGAGGGGGCUGCGCGAGGGCACCCGGCUCCUCUUCCGCACCCAGCUCAAGGGCCUGGCCACCCUCCUCUACGUCAAAUGGCAGGAGAUGCUGGCCUAG